AUGUCUCGGCGCAGUACACAAGCAAUCCUAGCGGCAUCACUAGUUACGGCAUCAUGCUCACAACAGGUGCUUGAUUUGAGUUCCGUGAAAUGGACUGUAACAAGUCCAAAUUUCACCUACAUCUCAGUCCCCGGCAAGCUUCCUUCGCAAGCCCAUAUCGAUCUUUAUGCUGCUCAGGUGAUCGGGAACCCUUUAUUUGGGCUCAAUGAUUUCAACCUACGCUGGAUUGGAGAUUCCAAUUGGACAUAUACCUCAGAGUCACUGAAUUCCCUAAGCAAGAAUUCUAGCUCUACAUGGCUUCUGUUCAACGGACUUGAUACAUUCUCGAGUAUCGAACUUUGUGGGAAGCAUGUAGCUUCUACGAAUAAUCAGUUCAGGCAGUACUACUUUGAAGUUUCCGAUAUUCUGAGCUCAUGUCAAGAUCCCGUUCUGAGCAUCAAUUUUGGUAGCGCUACAGUAAUAGCGAACGCGACGGCUAACGAGCCGGGCCAAGAGACUUGGCCUUAUUCAGUAGAAGGCCUCUUCGAAUUUCCGAACCGCCAGUUUAUUCGAAAAGAGCAGAAUGACUUCGGAUGGGAUUGGGGACCUGCAUUUGCUCCCGCCGGUCCCUGGCAGCCAGCGUAUGUCAUUCAACUAGGGGCGUGGAGUGGAUAUAUCCGGAAUACGCUCAUUGACGUCUACCGAGAAGGACAACUUAACUUACUUCCACCAGACCAAUCUAAAGAUUGGGUAUUGAAUGCAAGUCUUGACUAUAUGGGAAGCAUACCGACCGAUGUGGUGUUGAACUACGUUUUGCAAGAUAGCAAUAACGCCACCAUCUUGAGUGGGCAACUCUCGAAUGUUACCAACCACAAUAAUACCAUCACUGGCGGCGUGGUGAUUCCACGCGAUGCCGUGGACCUUUGGUGGCCCGUUGGUAUGGGACCUCAGACACUGUAUAAGUUGAGCCUCAACGUUGUCGGUAAUGGCAACAGCACGAUAGCUUCAGUCACCAAACGGAUGGGCUUUCGCACAAUCAUACUCAACGAGCUUCCAAUCUCCCAGGCACAAUUGGACCAGGGGAUUGCGCCGGGGAAUAAUUGGCACUUUGAAAUUAAUGGGCAUGAGUUCUACGCGAAAGGCUCGAACUUCAUUCCUCCUGAUCCGUUUUGGCCAACUGUUACCGAGGCUCGCCUACGCCAGCUCUUUGAGAGCGUGGUCGACGGAAACCAGAACAUGCUUCGGGUAUGGUCUUCUGGGGCGUACUCCCCAGACUUUAUGUACGACCUCGCCGAUGAGAUGGGAAUCAUGCUGUGGAGCGAGUUUGAGUUCGGCGAUGCCCUGUACCCGGUCGACCAGGCUUUCCUGGACAAUGUGAAAGAAGAAGUUUUCUACCAAGUUCGAAGGGUUAAUCAUCAUCCAUCGUUGGCCUUCUGGGCUGGUGGUAAUGAGCUUGAGAAUCUUGAACUUUACCUGGUCAAUCAAUCAGCACCGGACCAAUUGGAUCGCUAUAUGGCCGAAUACGAGACGCUGUUCCUGGAUACGAUUGCGCCCAUCGUAUUUGGACAGACGCGGAGCAUUUCUUACUCACCGUCUAGUACUAGCAACGGUUGGCAAGAAUUGAACUUCUCGCUUCCACAACCCAUCACCGAGAGAUACGAAAACGUCACCCCGGGCUCGAUCUACGGAGACACCGAUCACUACGAUUAUGAUUCAUCGCACUCUUUCAAUUUCUCUACGUACCCGGUGGGCCGGUUCGCGAACGAAUUUGGCUAUCAUUCUAUGCCUUCACUGCAGACGUGGCAACAAGCCGUUGAUCCAUCCGACCUCCACUUCAAUUCUUCUGUGAUCACACUUCGAAAUCACCACUACCCUUCCGGCGGACUCAAUACUUCGAACUAUGUCAAUGGUUCGAAGGGCAUGGGUGAGAUGACGAUAGCUGCGCAGCGUUGGUACCCAGUACCGAACAAAAGGGACCCCCUUGCAAAUUUCUCAGCAUGGUGCCAAACAACACAGAUCUUCCAGGCUGACUAUUACAGCUCUCAAAUCCAAUUCUAUCGCCGAGGGAGUGCGAUGCCAGAGAGGCAGUUGGGAUCUCUGUACUGGCAACUAGAAGAUCAGUGGCAAGCGCCGACUUGGGCGGGCAUCGAAUACGAUGGGAGAUGGAAAGUUUUGCACUACGUUGCAAAGGACAUUUAUCAGCCGGUUAUUAUCUCCCCUUUCCUCAACGUGACGUCUCAUGAUUUCGAAGUCUGGGUGAUAUCUGAUCUCUGGUCCGAAAUCUCUGCGUCGGUGAGCCUGUCAUGGUACGACUGGUCUGGGAAUAAAUUGAAUGUCAGCAAUCCUUCUUCGGCACAUGUUCGGGUCGGUGCAAUCAACGCCACACAAGUGCUCUCCACGAACACCAACGAGAUUCUCUCAGACUACGACCCCGCGAACUCGAUUCUCGUCAUGGAAGUCUCCGCGCAGGGAACAAGACCGAAUUCGAAAAGAACAGAGACGUUUACGCAUAAGAAUUGGUUCCAUGCCGAUCGUCUCUCGAACGCGAAACUAGUUGACCCUGGGUUGGAACUGAGCCAUUCGAACUCUACUUCGACGUUUACUGUGAAGGCUACGAAGGGAGUUGCAGCCUGGGUUUGGCUGGAUUAUCCAUCUGGUGCAGUGCUGAAUUUCGAUGCGAAUUCGUUCUGGUUACUCACAGGAGAGGAGAGGGAGGUUGGCUAUACGGUGAAGAGUGAUACGACCGGUGGGAAGUGGAUUGAUGGGGUGACGGUGAGGAGUUUGUGGGAUAAUACAGUACCGUGA
Molecule: messenger RNA, 2784 nt
Organism: Lindgomyces ingoldianus
Lineage: Eukaryota; Fungi; Ascomycota; Dothideomycetes; Pleosporales; Lindgomycetaceae
Product: putative beta-mannosidase
Exons: 6
Coding region: 1-2784 (927 amino acids)
Biological process (GO): glycoprotein catabolic process; carbohydrate metabolic process
Molecular function (GO): beta-mannosidase activity
Source: RefSeq, a predicted model, not a curated record